Molecule: messenger RNA, 1440 nt
Organism: Cynara cardunculus var. scolymus (artichoke)
Lineage: Eukaryota; Viridiplantae; Streptophyta; Magnoliopsida; Asterales; Asteraceae
Product: zinc finger protein CONSTANS-LIKE 4
Exons: 2
Coding region: 169-1293 (374 amino acids)
Biological process (GO): regulation of photoperiodism, flowering; regulation of flower development
Cellular component (GO): nucleus
Molecular function (GO): zinc ion binding; protein binding
Source: RefSeq, a predicted model, not a curated record
CUUUUUCUUGGCACACAUUGAUCCACGUGUCAUCCACUUCCACCACAACUUCAUUUCCUAACCUAGGGUAGAUAUAGAUAGCUCCAGUCUCUUCCAAACACUUAAAACCCACAAAAAAAUCAGAAGUUUCUAGACACAGGAGCCCUCAAAUUUAAACCAUAACCAACCAUGGUUGAAAACGGUGGUGCUAGUGGUGGUGCCAAGUGUUUUCCGACAGGGUGGCACGUGGCUCGAAAGCUAUGUGAUUCUUGCGACUCCGCGGCAGCCUUGCUGUUCUGCCGUAAGCACAGGGCUUUUAUGUGUAUGGCGUGUGAUGUGAAGCUGCACCGCCACAUGAGGCACGACCGUGUGUGGAUGUGCGAGGUGUGUGAACAAGCACCUGCUUGUUUCAAUUGUAAGGCGGACGACGCUGCGCUAUGCGUCACUUGCGAUACAGAUAUACACUCGGCGAAUCCGCUUGCUCGCCGUCACGAGCGAAUUCCGGUGGUUCCGUUCUAUGAUUCUGCGGAGGAUGCUCUCGUCAACUCUACCGCCGGUAACCUACUACAUCCGGUCUCCGGUUACGGAAACAAUGAUCAAUUGAAUAGUUCCGUUGCCAAGGAAGAUAAUAAUGAUAGUUGGGGAGUUCCGACUACGACGAAUGUGAAUGUUAAAUUUCCUACCAGUACUUCUCAGACGGAUAUGAAAUCAAUAGAUCUGUUUGCUGCUGCUGAUCGUAUCUUCGAUUUUGGUUUCCCGAUUACAACAGAGGUUAAACAUCAAAGCCAAUUCCGUGAUUCAGUUACCGAUGGCGUGGUUCCAGUCCAAACAACUGUGCCGGCAACGAAUUUUCUAGAUGUACAAAGAGUCGAUCAUCAAUCACCGGGAACUCCAUACGAGAUCGAUUUCACCAGAUCUACUACCAAUUCGAACAACAAAAGCAACUCGCAGUCGCAUAACCAUAAUGUAUCGUGUUCAUCGAUGGAAGCCGGCGUAGUACCGGAACAAAAAUCGAUAUCACAUCCAUUGAUGGUAGCAGGAGAAACGCAAAUAACAAAAAGGUUGUCAGGAAUGGAUAGGGAGGCUAGGGUUUUGAGGUACAAGGAAAAGAGGAAGAAGAGAAAGUUCGAGAAGAAAAUCCGAUACGCUUCUCGGAAGGCGUAUGCUGAGAUGCGGCCGAGGAUCAAAGGCCGGUUUGCAAAGCGAACAGAGUCGACGACGGAGUUGGAUGUAGAUCGGUGGUUGUUGACGGCGGAGUGUAAUACCAAUGGUUAUGGUGCGGAGGAGGAGUACGGCGUCUUUCCUUCGUUUUGAAGGACGGCGUACUCGUACAGUUGGUGUAAAACAUUUAUCAGGGAAAUUAGCGUCUAACUAUUUUUCUCUUUUCAGUAAGCUCUCAUUCUAAUUCACAACUUCAAUUAUAACUGAAAUCUAUUUUUAUUUUACUUUUUUUAUUAUCAA